AUGUCGAAACUCUUGACGGAAGACCUUUUCAACAACCCGCUUCAAAGAACGGAGGACGAUGUUGCGGGUGACGAUGCCACUCACUUUUCAACGACUUCUCUGGAUGCACCUCAAAUUUCGCCGACCCAAGAGGACCAACGAACGCAUCGCACUGAGGACAUCAAUGUCGACUUGGAUGCGGAUAAUACUAUCACUGUGGACAUUUCCGAUGCUCUCUCGGAACGUGACAAGGUGAAAUAUACGGUCCAUUCGCGCACGAAGGGGUUUCCUGAAAUGAAGGGAGAGGCGUCGGUUGUUCGUGAACACGAGGAAUUUAUCUGGCUCCACUCUUGCCUGGACGAAAACGAGAAUUACGGCGGCUUCAUCAUCCCCCCGGCGCCGCCUCGCCCCGAUUUUGACUCUUCGCGCGAGAAGUUGCAAAAACUUGGCGAAGGCGAAUCGACGAUGACGAAGGAAGAAUUUGGCAAGAUGAAGCAUGAACUUGAACAGGAAUACCUUGCUACUUUCAAGAAAACGGUGGCCAUGCACGAGGUGUUCCUUUGUCGCAUUGCUGCACAUCCCGUUUUCCGGCACGACACGAACUUCCGCAUAUUCCUCCAAUACGAAGAUGAUCUGUCUGUCCGCGGAAAGAACAAGAAAGAAGUUGUCGAAUCGUUCUGGAAGCGUGUCACUCAAUCGGCCGAUGGAGUUUUGCUUUCAGGACAGAAGGAUGUGGACGACUUCUUUGAGCACGAGAGGAAUUACCUUGUUGAAUAUCACUCGCAUAUCAAGGAGGCUACGUCUAAAGCCGACAAAGUUGUGCGUCUGAGAAAAGGCUGCGCCGAUUCCUAUGGAAAGAUUGGAGAUUGCUUGGAGCGGAUGGCUCGUGGUGAAGCUGACAAAUCCUUGGCACGUACUCUCGUCCGAGGAGCGGAUGGUAUGCAAAAACUGAAGAAGGUAGAAGCACGCACCGGCAAUGAUAUGGAGCUGAAGUUGGCCGACACUUUGUGGUAUUUCCAGCGCGACACGCAAGCUGCCAAGGAUCUUUUGUAUCGACGAAUGCGGUGCCUUGCCAACUAUGAAGCUGCCAACAAAAACCUCGAACGGGCCCGUGGACGCAACCGCGACAUUCCGAAGGCCGAGUCCGAACAACAGGAGGCCUGCAAGAAGUUUGAAGAUAUUUCGGCUCUUGCGAAGACUGAAUUGAAGGAUCUGAAGAAGCGGCGCGUUGCGGCAUUCAAGAAAAAUCUGAGCGAGUUGGCGGAUCUGGAGAUCAAGCAUACCAAGACUCAAAUCAACUUUCUGCAAGAGACAAUCCAAGCUUUGCGUGAAGUCUCCGUC
Mesorhabditis spiculigera is the source of this 1320-nucleotide messenger RNA. The record is from the annotation of a GenBank genome assembly. Lineage: Eukaryota; Metazoa; Nematoda; Chromadorea; Rhabditida; Rhabditidae.